UGAUAAACAUAACUGAUUAUAAUGCAUUGUGGAUCGUAAAGUACCUAGGUCAAAUAUUUUAGAAAUCGUUCGAUGAAAUUAAUUUUGCUUUUUUACAAAAAAUAAUUAAAAAAUGAAACCAAUUGUUGAUUAUGAAGUUGCCACCGUCACGGAUCCGACACCGUUGAAACUUUUAACGCCUGAUGCCGAUUAUGCAAAAUAUCACAACACUUGGCUGGAAGAUAAAUGGUUUCCAUUCAUGGGUUUCGUAAUGGGUGCAGGUAGUAAUUUGUACGGAAAUAUAAUGUCUAGGAGACCUUUUUAUGCAGGAAUCCACAAAACUUUAGGCCUUGGAGCAAUAGCAGCUUAUGGUUUCUAUUACUUCAAACAGUACAGAAAUGAUUAUUUAGCUGAUAAAGAUGCUAUGUAUAGACAUUAUAUUCAAUUACAUCCUGAAGAUUUCCCUGCACCUGAACGUAAAAAAGUUGGUGAAAUGUUCAAAGAAUGGGUUCCAGUACGUUAAAGUAUCAAGUUUCAUGAACUUAUAUUCAGAAUUAUAAAUCAUUGGUUAUUUUUAUUUAGGCUGAGAAUUUUAAUUUACUAUAUAAAUAUAAUUUUGAAGCUAGUAUAUUAUUAUGUUUAGUUUUAAAGUAUAAUACUGAACAAUUUUUAAUAAACUAUGAAAUAUAAAACUAUAGAAACAAUAAAUUUAUAUUUUUUAGUUCAA
Messenger RNA from Daktulosphaira vitifoliae (grape phylloxera), 706 nucleotides. RefSeq names its product NADH dehydrogenase [ubiquinone] 1 subunit C2 (gene ND-B14.5B). Lineage: Eukaryota; Metazoa; Arthropoda; Insecta; Hemiptera; Phylloxeridae. The transcript has 3 exons. The record is from RefSeq and is a predicted model, not a curated record. The coding region runs from base 113 to 502 and encodes 129 amino acids. Gene Ontology annotation, biological process: mitochondrial electron transport, NADH to ubiquinone. Gene Ontology annotation, cellular component: mitochondrial inner membrane.